AAAAAAAAAAAAGCACUCCCCGAUCCAUCCAUCCAUCUCUUCUCCCAGAUCACUCAGCACCCACCGGUGGUCCACCAGCGAGCGACCCGCAGAGAAAAUACCAAGAUGGCCCCGAUCUCCAUCAAAACCGUGCUGAUCAGUGAAAGUGUAGACCCUCGCUGCAAGGCGAUUCUGGAGGAAAAUGGCAUCCGAGUCACGGAGAAGCAGAACAUGACUAAGGAUGAAUUAAUCGCGAAGAUAAAGGACUAUGAUGGCCUCGUGGUUAGAUCUGCAACCAAGGUAACAGCUGAUGUUAUCAGUGCUGCUAAUAAUCUCAAAAUUAUUGGAAGAGCUGGGACCGGUGUGGACAACGUAGAUGUUCCUGCCGCCACCAAAAAGGGCAUUAUUGUCAUGAACACGCCGAGUGGCAACACGAUCAGUGCUGCUGAGCUGACAUGUGCUCUGCUCAUGAGCCUCUCAAGAAAUGUGCCACAAGCAGCGAUGUCAAUGAAGCAAGGGAAAUGGGAUCGCAAGAAGUUCAUGGGUGCAGAGCUGUACGGCAAAGUGCUCGGAAUAGUCGGACUUGGAAGAAUAGGAAAGGAGGUCGCCUCGAGGAUGCAGUCAUUUGGCAUGAAGACUAUUGGCUAUGAUCCAAUCACUCCUCCAGAGGUGUCAGCCACCUGGGGGGUGGAACAGAUGUCUCUGGAGCAGCUCUGGCCCCAGUGUGAUUACAUCACUGUCCACACUCCCCUGUUGCCCUCUACUGUUGGUCUCCUUAACGAUGAAAGCUUUGCCAAGUGCAAGAAAGGCGUGAAGGUCGUGAACUGUGCAAGAGGGGGCAUCAUCGAUGAGGAGGCUCUGCUCAGAGCCUUGGAGUCUGGACAGUGUGGAGGAGCAGGCCUUGACGUCUUUGUGGAGGAGCCACCUAAGAACCACUCACUGGUGGAGCAUCCCAACGUCAUCAGCUGCCCUCACCUAGGAGCCAGUACGAAGGAGGCUCAGGCUCGCUGUGGGGAGGACAUUGCCCUGCAGAUCGUGGACAUGGUGAAGGGAAAGAACCUGGUUGGAGCAGUAAAUGCUCAGGUCUUGGCUAGCACGUUCUCCCAGGAGUCGCAGCAACUGAUUAAACUCGGAGAAGCCGUUGGAUCUGUUCUUCAGUCUUUCAGCGCGUCUAAGAAACCAUUCAGUCAUGUUCAAAUCACUACUCAAGGGGAUUGCAUGAAGUCCUCCACUGGUUACAUGACUUCAGCUGUGCUGGUGGGUUUACUCAAUCAUGAAUCAGGAUGUUGCCCGAACCUCAUCAACGCGCUGAGCUUAGCUAAGGAAACUGGAAUCACGGUUAACCAGGCCCACUGUGCAUCUGCCGGGGCCGCUGAAGGCGUGUGUAAGGUGGAGAUUGCGGCCACUGGCUGCAGCUAUAAAGCCAGCGGUUCAGUUCAAGGUGGAGUGCCUGUCCUCCUGGAGCUGUGCAACAGCGUGUUCAGACAGCCCAUCUCUCUCACUGGAAAUCUGCUCUUCUUUAAGGCCCCUGCGAAUCCUCAACUCCUGUCCUCACUGGCUGGAGUGUUGGCCACAGAGGGAGUGGAGAUUGAGUCUUUCAGUGCUCCUGCAGACCGCUCUGGGGAUCUGUGGUAUUGUGUGGGGGUGUCCUCUCUCUUGAGAGAUCUCAGUGCCUUGAACUCCGUGGUGAAGGAUGCAGCGCAGCUCGGCUUUUAAAUGACAGCGCAAAGCACUUACAGAGGCACUGAAUAGCAUUCAGGAUGUGAGAUCUGUAACAUUUUCAGGAGCGUCUAAUAUAAAUGAUCCGGUCUUUGUGUUUACAGCUAACAACUCGUUCAGAAGUUGCAGUUUAAAACCUGCAUUUUAUAACAUUCCAGUGUUUAGAUGUUUUUAUUAACUUGUAGAAGUAGAAAUUAAAUAAAAAUGUUCGUUGUACGCUGCUCAGUUUGUUGUUUGAUCCUUUUAAAGAAGACUUUCUAAUUUGAACGCAUUAUAUUUUUAUAUUUUAAAAAUACUUCACUACACAGCUCGAGUUCAGUACGACGGCCCUUCAAUAAUUCCUCUAUUAAAAUGUUAAAUGUGU
Messenger RNA from Oreochromis niloticus (Nile tilapia), 2062 nucleotides. RefSeq names its product phosphoglycerate dehydrogenase (gene phgdh). The transcript is spliced from 12 exons. Bases 106 to 1695 code for a protein of 529 amino acids. Gene Ontology annotation, molecular function: NAD binding; phosphoglycerate dehydrogenase activity. The record is from RefSeq and is a predicted model, not a curated record. Gene Ontology annotation, biological process: L-serine biosynthetic process. Lineage: Eukaryota; Metazoa; Chordata; Actinopteri; Cichliformes; Cichlidae.